Molecule: messenger RNA, 1933 nt
Organism: Neodiprion virginianus
Lineage: Eukaryota; Metazoa; Arthropoda; Insecta; Hymenoptera; Diprionidae
Product: zinc finger protein 511
Exons: 3
Coding region: 497-1288 (263 amino acids)
Source: RefSeq, a predicted model, not a curated record
AUUUGACUGACAUAUAUUUUCCCGUUGUAUAAUUUCGGCCUACAUAUUAUAUUUCUUUUGCUAGAUUUUCUCAACUUUUCAAUUUCACAAUGACGACGGUUUGUUACCAAAGUUUGCACGCGAUAGUUAUUGGGUAUGAAUAACUUCUUUUACCGGCGUGUAGUAACGAACUUGGUUGCACGAGUCUUGCGUACACGCGAAGCUACCUUCGAAAGUAUAUGUUUUAAGGAUUAAAGGGACUGAAGGAAAUGGAUACCGGCUAGUGCUACCACUGACGAAUUUAACAUUUUGACCUUGAUUCGAUUCACCCUAGGUUACGGUUGUAUAGUUCAGUAGCAAUUAGCUAAGGAUCCAAGGGCAUAUAAUCUAAAAUAAUUGUGAACAAACGUGAGGUUAUGUACGCCUUUAUUAUUGUUAUUGGCACUUGCCGGUCUACAAAGUACAAAGUAACUAUAUCUAAGCUAUCCAAACGCCACGGAAGUCGAUUGAUUUAACCAUGGACACUUUUUUGACGCAAAUUGGAAUCGGGCAGAGAGCACCUCAUGAUAAGUUCUUCGAAGACACUUAUAAAACGUGUAAAAUUUUCGUUAGAAAAGGUGUUACAAUUAUCGACGACGAGGAAUUGUGCCACGAAGCUGUACAAGAAUUCACGUGCAAUGUACCUGGGUGCACAGCUACGUUCCAGACGCUUGUUGAUUUCGAGGUGCAUUAUAACGGAUCGCAUAGAUACAUUUGCUUGGAGUGCAAAAAGUGUAGACCGAGUGCCAGGCUUUUGGAUAUACACAUAGAAGAAACACAUGAUAGUUUUUUCAGAGUUUUGGCUGAUCGGCAACCGAUGUAUCAAUGUUACGUAUCCGAGUGCGAAAUGAAGUUCAAAACUCUGGCGGAUAGACGAGAACACUGUACAACAGUGCACAAAUAUCCCAAACACUUUCGUUUUGACGAAGGAAAUUGGCGAAAGGGCAGAGGGGAUUCUGAGGAUCAAAUGGAAGUUGAUAAAGAACCGCGAUCCACCAAGUUGCAGAAAAACAUUCCUCGUUUAAAUAAGAAUCAAAAGUGUAGAACAUUUCGUCCCAGUGAUAAAGAAAUAUCGUCUAAAAAUGUUCCCAUAACAGAGACUUUAAGUUCCAUGGUAAAUGUUGCGUCACCAAAUAAGGCAUCCUCUUUAUCCUUUGUUCCUAGGCAGGUGUCGUCCUAUUCAAAAGUGCUUUCGAAGCAGAGUAAUUCACACAGGGAUGUAUUAAAUAACGGAUGCAUGAUGGAAUUGGCUGAUACUCUACCACAAUGAUUAAAAUCUUCAAAACUUGAUUUUUACUCUUCAAGGUGGUGCGGACAGAGAAUUGUAAAGUAUUCUUACCUAUUGAUAUAUUUUUCGUAAGAUGAACUAUCGGUUUCAACUAUAGUCUAUGAAUCAGCAAAACUUGUCAUUCGUUUUUGUCGUUAUCAUACGAUUAAAUACGUAAUGGAAAUUUUAUUGAAGGAAAAUGACCGAAUAAAUUGUAUAUCUGUUCUAGUUGACAAAAAAUGUUUGUAUCUUUAUUAUAAAUAUAGCAUAUUAUAUAUGGCAACUGUAUUUAUCUUUAUAACAGAGAAUUUUUGAACUCUUGCACAGCAAUAUGACUCACUUCAUUCUUUUAGGCCAAUUCUAUAAUUUAUAUUUACACUGUAUCGAUUCUUAAAUUUAUACUUAACAACAUACUGACUAUGCCAGUGACGAACUUGUGUGUCAUCUGUCAAUUAUUAUGUAGAGGCAAUUAUUUUUUAAUUCUUACGAUUUUAUCGCUUUUAAGAAUUUAUUAACACGCAUUUAUACUUGAAGUAUCAAUUCGUACAAUCAAAUUUGACAAUAAAUUGUGAGGUGAAGCAUUUUGUGAACAAAUGGAUACACAGUGUUGAAUAAAAAUAUUUCGAUAUCGUAUACAUGUUAAGCCAA